UCAACGGCUGAUAAAAUUAACACAAGAGCUUGCGGCUGCAGAUUAAGGGAGGAAGGUUUGGUAAUAAGGACCUUCUGAUAAAGUUGUGGUAGGUUUCACUUCUCCAACCGUAUAACCUAUUUCCUUGCAUAAAGAGUCCCUCAAGAAUAUGUCAGCGACUGCUCUCUCAAGAUUAAACCCUAUUUCUCAAUUUGGGUUUCAAGCAGCUGCAAAAAGCAGCAACAAGAGCUUCUUCUUCUCCCUUUCCGCUGCUCAAAGGAGAUUGUUUUCUGAUUCCGGAAGGAGACUACGAGGAGGAGCCAUGGCUACUUCUGGUUCUUUGCCAGUGUUUCGGGACGCCGCCUGCUUGGACGAUUUGUUCACAUCUUGUGCUAAUAACGGUUUAGACUUCGCUAAGAAGCCUUCAACUCCCGGUGGUGGCGUUGCCCUCUUCACUGCUGCUAGCAUGAGACUCGGGAGGAAGAGGAGAGAGCAGUUCAAGAACAGAUUGGUCUGUCGCUAUUCCAGCAUUGAUCCCCUCGACAAGACUCCUUCCCUCUUUGGGGGUUUGUCCAAGACCAUUCAUACCUCUACUGUCUGUUUCUCGGCUCAUGAGCUCUCUACUUCUCAAGACUCUGAGCUUUCACCAACUACUACCACAUCUCUUAAGUGUUUGAAGCUGGUGUCUGGUUCCUAUUAUCUCCCACAUCCUGAGAAAGAAGCUACAGGCGGAGAAGACGCUCACUUUAUCUGCGAGGAGGAACAAGCUAUCGGUGUUGCUGAUGGUGUUGGCGGUUGGGCUGAAGUCGGUGUCAACGCUGGCUUGUUCUCUCGCGAACUCAUGUCUUACUCUGUAUCAGCCAUUCGAGAACUGGCUAAGGGUUCUUUUAUUGACCCGUUGUUGGUUUUAGAGAAAGCGCAUUCUCAAACCAAAGCUCAAGGCUCCUCCACUGCUUGUAUCAUCGCUUUGACAGACAAGGGACUACACGCUAUUAAUCUCGGAGACAGUGGAUUCACGGUGGUUAGAGAAGGGACCACGGUGUUUCAGUCACCUGUUCAGCAGCACGGGUUCAACUUUACUUAUCAAUUAGGGACUGGAGACAGUGGUGGCGAUAUGCCUCGCUCCGGUCAGGUUUUCGUGAUAGAUGUGGAGGCUGGAGACGUGAUUGUGGCGGGAACGGACGGUGUGUAUGACAAUCUAUACAACGAAGACAUCACAGGAGUGGUGGUUAGCUCGGUCAGAGCUGGACUUGACCCGAAAGCCACGGCUCAGAAGAUUGGGGAUUUGGCACGUGCGAGAGCGUUGGACAAGAAACGUCAGAGUCCUUUCGCGGACGCGGCUCAGGAGGCUGGAUACAGGUUUUACGGAGGAAAGCUUGAUGACAUCACCGCCGUCGUCUCUUACGUUACACCAGCUUAAAGACCAAUCCCGCCCUAAGAUCAGUGGUCCUUUUGUUUCAAUUUUUUUGUAACGGUAAUAACUUUUUUUAAGGAAUCCUAAUAAAUUUUUAUCUAUCAAUUGAUCAGCUUUUAUCACA
Messenger RNA from Raphanus sativus (radish), 1517 nucleotides. Its product is annotated as probable protein phosphatase 2C 80. Gene Ontology annotation, molecular function: ATP binding; ATP-dependent activity, acting on DNA; DNA binding. The transcript has 5 exons. Lineage: Eukaryota; Viridiplantae; Streptophyta; Magnoliopsida; Brassicales; Brassicaceae. Gene Ontology annotation, biological process: DNA metabolic process. The coding region runs from base 149 to 1399 and encodes 416 amino acids. The record is from RefSeq and is a predicted model, not a curated record.